AUGGCCGAAUCGCACUUUCGCGUCUUCAAGGACAAGUUUCUCGCCAAAAGUUCACCAAAUUGGUACGACGCGAAGUUCAAGCGUGCCUCCCGCCCGUACGGCUACGACGACCCCGCGGCGUGGGAGAACCGGUUCCACGCAGAAUGGGCCGCACAUUGCGCGAAGAUUCUCGCUCCUCUUAAGGAACCGGCCAACAAUGAUUGGACGUGCUCGUGCCCGUCGUACCCGUACUCCGAGUUUCUCAUGUGCAAGCAUCUCGUCCAAGCUUACAUCGUCGACGUGCACGGCGUUGCAUGGAAGGAAAGUGUCAAUCUAGAAGCCUGUCUGACGGCUCCCAAGUACAAGGGGCUUCUCAAGCUCUCGUUUGGUGUCGAUCUCCCUCCGCCGCAACCCCGCCGCCAAUGCAACACAUCAAUCGCGUCCUAA
Molecule: messenger RNA, 426 nt
Organism: Saprolegnia parasitica CBS 223.65
Lineage: Eukaryota; Oomycota; Saprolegniomycetes; Saprolegniales; Saprolegniaceae
Exons: 5
Coding region: 1-426 (141 amino acids)
Molecular function (GO): zinc ion binding
Source: RefSeq, a predicted model, not a curated record